This is a messenger RNA of Spinacia oleracea (spinach), 992 nucleotides long. Its product is annotated as steroid 5-alpha-reductase DET2. Gene Ontology annotation, cellular component: membrane. The transcript has a single exon. The record is from RefSeq and is a predicted model, not a curated record. Gene Ontology annotation, molecular function: 3-oxo-5-alpha-steroid 4-dehydrogenase activity. Lineage: Eukaryota; Viridiplantae; Streptophyta; Magnoliopsida; Caryophyllales; Amaranthaceae. Gene Ontology annotation, biological process: brassinosteroid biosynthetic process. The coding region runs from base 88 to 873 and encodes 261 amino acids.
UUAAAAAAGUCAUCAAUAAUUGUCUCUUCCAUCUGUAUAGACUCAUGUCUCUCGUGUUCUCUACUUCUCUUAUCAAACCAACCAAAAAUGUCGUUGUCUUCUUCUUCCUUUUCCGACGAAUCACUCUACCAAAUUUCCCUAAUCAUCCUCAACUCCGUCGCACUUCCAACUUUCUUUAUCACCCAAUUCGUCAAGGCUCCCUACGGCCGCCACGUACGCUCAGGGUGGGGCCCAACUCUCCCCUCAUACAUUUCCUGGUUUCUCAUGGAAUCACCCACCAUCUUCUUCUCUCUCCUCACCUUUCCUUUUGGUCGCCACGUGUCCUCUCUCAGAUCACUCUCUCUCUUAGCCGUCUUCCUCCUCCAUUACUCCCAUCGCACUUUCAUCUACCCUCUCCGCCUCUUCCGCCGGGAAACCACUAUCGGUUUUCCGAUUAUAAUCUCUCUCAUUGGCUUUUUCUUUAACCUCUUGAAUUCCUAUGUUCAGAUUAGAUGGAUCUCACACUACGGUGAUUAUGUCUCAGAUAAGUGGUUUUGGGGGCGGUUUUGCGUUGGAUUAGUGGUUUUUGUUUCUGGUAUGGCGAUUAAUGUGAAAUCUGAUUUGGUUUUGCUGGGCUUGAAGGCCCAAGGUAGUGGGUACAAGAUUCCUAAGGGAGGCCUGUUUGAAGUGGUAAGCUGCCCAAAUUAUUUGGGGGAGAUUGUUGAGUGGUUGGGCUGGGCUUUUAUGACAUGGUCUUGGGCUGGGCUUGGAUUUCUCUUGUAUACUUGUUCUAAUUUGGUGCCUAGAGGAUGUGCUCAUCAUAAGUGGUAUUUGGAAAAGUUUGUGGAGGAUUACCCAAAGCAUAGGAAAGCUGUAAUUCCAUUUUUGUACUAGUGUAUUAAAAUUAAUGAUCAAAUUGUCAUUUGAAAUUAAUAAAUUGUCACAAAUUUCAAAUUAUUUUAAGUUGAGAUUGAAAGAUAAUUUGAAGGUAACUACACUAUUUGUUCUUCAUA